ACAACCAGGUUGCCAAGUACUAAUCACUAAGCUUAGUUAGCUUGGGAGUGAGAGUGAUCGAGCUAGCCAAGAUGUUCGGAUUGUUUACUCGGGCGCAGCUCAAGGGCAAGGUGUUGCUCCAGCGCAGGAACGUCCUCGACUUGAACCACUCCGGCGGCGCCCCCCUCAGCCACGACACCUGGGAUGAGUUCACCACCAAAGGCGUCACCUGUCAGCUCAUCAGCUCCACCGUCGCCGAUCAAAACGACGCCAGCCGGGGUCUGGUGGGUGAGGAGGAGCGCGUGGAACACUGGGUGAUGCACUUGCCCCCAAUGACCCACAGCGACACCACCUACGAUGUCACCUUCGACUGGGACGUGAAGAAGCAGGGCCUCCCCGGCGCCGUCAUCGUCCGCAACUACCACGCCACCCAGUUCCUUCUCAAGACCAUCACCAUCGACCACGUCCCCGGCCACCACGGCCCCAUCGUCUUCAUCGCAAACUCAUGGGUCUACAACACCGACAAGUACCACUACGACCGAGUCUUCUUCACCAACGAUACUUGCCUGCCGAGCAACAUGCCGGUGCUGCUCCAGCCGUACCGGGAGGAGGAGCUCCAGAUCCUGCGAGGCGACCACCCCAAGCAGAAGCACGACCGCGCCUACCAAGACCACGACCGUGUCUACCGCUACGACCUCUACAACGACCUCGGCGAUCCCGACAACAAGAGCCCCCGCCCCACCCUCGGCGGCCCCGACAGCCCCUACCCUUACCCGCGCCGCGGCCGCACCGGCAGGAAGCCCAUGAAGAGCGAUCCCACGUGCGAGAGCCGCAACGUCGUGCCCGUGCUUCAGCAGUUCUACGUGCCCCGCGACGAGUGCUUCAACCACGUCAAGAAGGCUGACUUCACCUCCUACCUCCUCAAGGCAAUCAGCGCCGGCAUCCUCCCCCUCGCCAGGGAGCUCUUCGACACCGCUGUGCCACGCGAGUUCGACGACUUCGAGGACAUGUACAAGCUCUACGAGGGCGGGAUCAAGAUCCCCGACGUCCCCGUCAUGGACCUAAUGUUCAAAGUCUUCCCGCCGCUCAAGAGCAUCUGCCCUUCCGGCGGCUCCUACCUCUUGAAGAUGCCCAUGCCAGAGGUCAUCAAGAACGACAAGCUCGCGUGGCGCACGGACGAGGAGUUUGCCCGCGAGAUGCUCGCCGGCCUCAACCCGCACAUCAUCACGCGCCUGCAGGAGUUUCCUCCCAGGAGCAAGCUUGACGGGUACGGCGACCAGACCAGCACCAUCAAGGUGGAGCACAUCCAGCCCUACCUCGGCAAGCUCACCGUCGACAAGGCGAUCACCGACGGCAGGCUCUUCAUCCUGGACCACCACGACAACUUCAUACCUCAGCUGCUCAAGAUCAACAGCCUCGAGAACACCUUCGUCUACGCCACCAGGACGUUGCUCAUCCUGCAGGACGACGACACCCUCAAGCCAAUCGCCAUCGAGCUCAGCAGGCCACGCCUUGAUGAAAUCGGCACCAAAGUGGUCGGCGCCGACAGCAAGGUCUACACGCCCCCCUCCUCUGCAGGCUCCGAGUCGGACAACAAGGUCCAGGACACCAUCUGGCAGCUGGCCAAGGCCUACGCCGCCGUGAACGACUCCGCCUGGCACGGGCUCAUCAGCCACUGGCUCCACACCCAUGCGGUGAUCGAGCCGUUCAUCAUCGCCACCAACCGGCAGCUCAGCGUCACCCACCCAAUCUACAAGCUCCUGCAGCCGCACUACCGCGACACCAUGAUGAUCAACGCCCUAGCACGCCAAGUCCUCAUCAGCGCUGGCGGCUUCUUUGAGAUGACUGUCUGCCCCGGUGAGUACGCACUCAGAAUCUCCUCUGACGUCUACAAGAACUGGAACUUCACCGAGCAGGCACUGCCGGUAGACCUCAUCAAGAGGGGUGUGGCGAAGCAUGACUCCACCAGCCCCUGUGGAGUGUCGCUGCUCAUCAAGGACUACCCGUACGCGGUGGACGGGCUUGCUGUCUGGUCAGCCAUCGAGAACUGGGCCGAGGAGUACGUCAAGAUCUACUACCCAAGUGACAGUGUGGUUCAAGACGACGCCGAGCUGCAGGCUUGGUGGAAGGAGGUGCGUGAGGUCGGCCAUGGCGACAUCAAGGACCAGCCCUGGUGGCCCAAAAUGACAACAGUGCAGGAGCUUGUCAGGUCCUGCGCUACCAUCAUCUGGAUCGCCUCCGCGCUGCACGCUGCCGUCAACUUUGGCCAGUACUCCUAUGCUGGCUACCUCCCUAACCGCCCAACAGUGAGCCGGCGGCCAAUGCCGGAGCUAGGAACCAAGGAGUACCAGGAGGUGGAGACUAAUCCGGACAUGGCCUUCAUCCACACCAUCACGAGCCAGCUCCAGAGCAUCAUUGGAGUGUCUGUGAUCGAGGUUCUGUCCAACCACUCCUCUGACGAGGUGUACCUAGGGCAGCGCGAUGACCCACACUGGACAUCAGAUGACAGGGCAAAGAAGGUGUUCGACAAGUUCAGCAAGAGCCUGAUCGACAUUGAAAAGAGUAUCAUAAGUAGGAACAAGGAUGAGAAUCUCAAGAACCGGAAUGGGCCAGCACGGUUCCCCUACAUGCUGCUCUAUCCCAACACCUCUGACAUCGAUGGCGAGAGCGCCACCGGGAUCACGGCCAAGGGCAUCCCCAACAGCAUCUCCAUCUGAUCAAUGUUGAUGGUAAUAUUUCUGUCGUAUAUGUUUCUCGACUGUUUAUUUUCUCAUUGCAAAUAAGGAACGUGGAUGUGCACGCGUCUGUAUGUGCCCAGAAGCGUGCUUGUUCACGUUGAGGCUGCGGUAUGCUUACCUUUCUAUUGAUGAAGCGGGUCAUCGCCUUGUAGUCGGCAAAUAUUUUGAGCUUGAAUAAAUAAAAUAAAAAGCAGAAAAGACUCAAGGUUAAUGUGUCCCAAAA
Messenger RNA from Lolium perenne, 2940 nucleotides. RefSeq names its product putative linoleate 9S-lipoxygenase 3. Lineage: Eukaryota; Viridiplantae; Streptophyta; Magnoliopsida; Poales; Poaceae. Gene Ontology annotation, molecular function: oxidoreductase activity, acting on single donors with incorporation of molecular oxygen, incorporation of two atoms of oxygen; protein binding; metal ion binding. The record is from RefSeq and is a predicted model, not a curated record. Gene Ontology annotation, biological process: lipid oxidation.